Pelobates cultripes (western spadefoot toad) is the source of this 366-nucleotide messenger RNA. The record is from the annotation of a GenBank genome assembly. Lineage: Eukaryota; Metazoa; Chordata; Amphibia; Anura; Pelobatidae.
AUGAAGCCGGUAAAGAGAGCGGCCAAUCACCGCUAUACAGAGAUGAAGCCGGUAAAGAGUGCGGCCAAUCAUCGCUAUACAGGGAAGGAACCGGUAAGGAGUGCGACCAAUUACCGCUAUACAGGGAUGGAGCCGGUAAAGAGUGCGCCCAAUCACCGCUAUACAGGGAUGGAGCUGGUAAAGAGUGUGGCCAAUCACCGCUAUACAGGGAUGGAGCCGGUAAAGAGUGCGACCAAUUCCCAAUAUACAGGGAUGGAGCCAGGAAAGAGUGAGACCAAUCACCGCAAUACAGGGAUGGAGCCGGUAAAGAAUGCGACCAAUCACCGCUAUACAGGGAUGUACCCGGUGAAGAAUGUGACCAAUUAG